Messenger RNA from Colletotrichum karsti, 1326 nucleotides. RefSeq lists its product as uncharacterized. Bases 1 to 1326 code for a protein of 441 amino acids. The transcript has a single exon. NCBI's taxonomy places the organism in Eukaryota, Fungi, Ascomycota, Sordariomycetes, Glomerellales, Glomerellaceae. The record is from RefSeq and is a predicted model, not a curated record.
AUGCCUCAGUCACAUCGAAAAUACAGCUCCAAGAGCUCGACAAGUAGUCGGGGCUCCGGAAGGAGCUGUGACUCGGUCGACUCUUACGAGACAUAUGAAUCCCAAAGCACAACACCCACAUCCUACUACGCGAGCACAGAAGCUUCAGUUAGGGAAUCGAAGCCCCUCUCCAACAAGUUUCAACCCGUCUACGAGGAGGACAUUUCCCCUUCGACUAGCAACUGCGCAAGGGAUUCCGUCGACACUUUCGACUCGAGUAUAGCUUCCGAGGACGACCUCCAGCUUCAGCGCGACAUCGACAUGGACAGCUUCGACGAGCACCAGGAGAUCCCGCCUCUGCCCGUCUACUGCCGUGACAUCGUCGAUGACGUCCGCCCUUCCACACCGCAAGACUUCGCAAAGCUCUUCCCCUCCAUGAACAGGUUAUCUAUUCGCCACGACGAGUUCACCCCGGACGGCAACAUGAACCUGCGAGUCGACACCGUCGCUCCUGGCCGCCGCCCCUUCGCCAUGCAGCUCUUCCACCUGCGCAUGUACGACCUCAGCAAACGCGACUUUUCUCUGAGACGCUACUGUCGCGACUCGGGUCGUGAGGUUUGCAACUCCAAGCGCAAGUACAUCGAGCCCGCCAGCGAGGAGCGCCCAACACUUCAGCGAUCCUUGUCCAGCGCCAUCAAGACAUUAUCACCCAGGAAAACUCUCUCGCGCACCAACUCUGGCGAUCCCGCUCGCCCGCAGUCCAGCGCCUCAUCCCAGGACGGCGACGAAGACCCCUCUGUCUACUUCAAACGCUCCAGCUCCUUUGACAACAAGGCCAAGACCCGACCCGUCCCAAGCAACACCAUGAAGCUCGAGUUCUCCAACUACGCCCGCGUAGACGUCUCGCGCCGCGGCGGCAAGAACAACAAGCGCUACGAGUUCGAGUGGUGGGGUCACAAGUACCAGUGGAAGCGCGUCCUCGACAAGAACCUCGGCGUCGUCUCCUUCCACCUCGUCAAGGACGGCAACACCGCCGCCAACGCCGCCAUCGCGCACAUCGUCCCCGAGACCCGCGCCCCCAACCAGGUCUACGACGACGAGAGCGCCGGCGGCUGGGUGCCCCCCUGCCACAUGUGGAUCAGCGAUCGCAGCAUCAUCGAGGCCGUCACCGACGUCGCCGAUGUCAUCGUCGCCACCGGCCUCAUGGCUCUCGUCGACGACUGCAUCAAGGACCGCUGGCAAGUCAAGAAGACGCAGGGCCCUCGCUCCUUCGUGCAGCACUUCUUCCAGCGCCGCUCGUCGGAUCAGUCGAGCCCGCUGCGACACCGCCCCAUCUCGACCUACUGA